UCUGGCAUAUAUUGUUAAACGGUGAUAUUAUCUAAAAGGGUUUGAAAGCCAAUUUUCAUUUCAUCUCGAGUUAAACUGUAAAUUAUAUAAAAAUUCCCAGUUUACAAUAAAUCUGCUGUAAAGUUAGGCAUUUUAAGAUGGGGGUCUGUGGAGACUCACUUUUGGAGCCAGCCUCAAGUGGCCAGUCAAAGAACUGCAUUUUUGCACUUCUGCGUUGGCUUCAUUUAUUAGUCCCCGAGGUUGCUGCUUGGUUUGAAAGUAGGAUAAAUAUCAGAAAGUAAAAUUUAUUUCAGGUGGUUUUUUGUUGAACAUACACGUUACACUGCUGACUGUAAACUUAUCAAGAGGUAUCUAUUAGGUGGGUUUAUCCAAGGUAAAGUCCCAUCAUAUAAUUAUCUUAUUUUCUGUUUUUUUGUCUCAACAUGUCAACAACCUAUAAAUGUUGUGCCUCUGGUUCUUGCAGUUUCAAGAUAAAAUCCGCACUGAAGAAACAGUAAUAAGACAGAGGAAUUGUAGACUGAUUGCCCAGCCACUUCUCGAAACCCGAACAGCACCACUAGCACUUGCUGGUCUAUUUUAAACCUUUACACCAGUGAGCAUGCUAUUGCCCUCACUCACAGGCAGCAACUAGCACAUAACACAAGACAGACUUGCCAGCAAACAAAAACACAGUCUGUGAAGAGUAGCAUAGGAUAUCAAAGCUGACAUCAUCUCAGUUCAAUACCAUCUGAACCCUGGCGUUGGAUAGCCUCAGGACACCUCCGGUCACAUAUUGUAUGCUGACAACAGUGGCACAGACAUCCAGAGUCCAUGGAUGAUCCAGAGCUGGACUCUGCUCAGGCAGAGCAUGCCUCACUCCUGCUCAGGCAGCUGGAGAGAAUGCGAGCAGCCGAGGAGCUCACUGAUGUGGUGCUGCUUGCAGAGGGAAUUCCCUUUGCUUGCCACAAGGUGGUGCUGUCUGCCUUCAGCCCAUACUUCCAGGCUAUGUUUACGUGUGGUCUGAAGGAGACACGGGGAGGAGAGGUACCUCUUAGAGACACACCUGCCAAAAGCCUGGAGCUGCUACUGGACUACAUGUACCGAGCUGAACUGCCCCUUUCCAACGACAACAUCCAGGGUGUGGCUGCUGCAGCCUUCCUGCUCCAUGUAGACGGAGCCUUCAGGUUGUGUCAGAGCCACAUGGAGGCCCGGAUGGACCCCUCCAACUGUGUCGGUCUGUACCACUGGGCCAGAGACCUAGGGGCCACUGGUCUGGCCGACUGUGCCUUGAGAUACCUUUGCCAACACUUUGCACAGGUUUGUGAGGAAGAAGAAGUGCUGGAGCUGGAUGCCCAAAGUCUUGGGGAUCUGCUGGGUUCAGAUGACCUCAACAUAUCACAGGAGGAGGUUGUGCUGGAGCUGGUGCUGCGUUGGGUGGAGAGGCGAAGGGGGGACUCGCAGAGUGAAACCCAGGCUGUGGAUUUACUCAGGCGUGUCCGGCUAGAACUUGUGGACCCUGGAUUCCUCCGUAAAGCCAGGAGGAGAAACCCGGUGUUGCUGAGGGAUGCUGAGUGCUUUGGGAUGAUUGACGCUGCUCUACAGACCUCAGGUCUCUGUGAGACGUCAGCUCCACCUCGGCCGGCACUCCGUUACGGCAUGGAGACCACUGACCUGCUGCUCUGCUUGGGUGGGGUGGAUGAAGAGGGGGUGCCUGCCCGCCGUGGAGGACAUGCUGACCUCAGUUUUUGCUUUGCCCCCAGUGUUAGAAGGACUUACUACAUCCCUUCUCCACUGAGGGGCUGUGGAGGUAGGGGGCAGAUCACAGCUGGGGCAGUGACUCGAGACAACAACAUAGUGGUGGCCAUAGAGACAGAAGACCAACACAGGAAGAAGAAGCUGGAUGUCUACAGAUACGAUAAUUCGGAGGAAAACAGCUGGGUGGAGCUGUGCUCGACAGCACACAGGGACAUCGUGGAGAGAUGGUCGCUGAAGAGAGGAGGCAGCUGGCUGAGCUUCGCCUCUCUGCCUCUACCCUUAGCCUGCCACUGCACCGUCAGCCUGAAGGAGCAUCUCUAUGUGCUGGGGGGCUGGACACCACAGCAUCAGCCAGAUGAUGAGCCUGACAAGCUGAGUAACCGUGUGUUUCAGUAUGACCCCGGCAAGGACAGGUGGACUGAGUGUGCCAGGAUGAAGUACUCCAGGUACCGCUGCGGCACGGCUGUGCUCAAUGGAGAAAUCUACAUAUUAGGUGGUAUAGGAUGUGAUGGAGAGGACCGUGGGCAAUCACGACGUUGUCUGAGCUCUGUGGAGAUCUAUAACCCGGAUACAGACACCUGGAGGGCAGGGCCGACUCUGCCCACUUCUCUACUUGCCCUCCGAACCAAUGCCUCCAAUGUAGGAGCGCUGGAGGGCAAACUCUACCUCUGUGGAUACUACAAGGGGGCCGGCCGUCAUGAGAUCAUCACCAAGGAGAUUUUGGAGCUGGACCCUGCAGACAAUGUGUGGACGGUGGUGGAAAGACGAGCAGCCGUGCAUGACAGUUAUGACGUCUGUCUGGUGGCUAACCUCAAUCCUCGAGACCUCUUCACACCCUAAUUCAUCUCCUCCUGACUCUGAGCAACAACGCAUGGAGACAGGGUGUGUGGGAAAUGAGCUGUCCUCUUAAUCCCGUACAGCUUUAUCAAAAGUGGGCUUGAUAUCUGGUAUCACAUGUAUCAACAGCAAGGUCAAUAUACAUGUGAAGUCAGGGUGUUGGUUGAGGAUUUCCCAAAAAAGACAAUGGUGUUCUUUUAAAGAGUAAGUUUGGUAUUUUAGACCCUAUUUUCCUAUGUUCUGUGUCAAAGUGAUUAGUAUUGAGUGACUGCUGCAGCCGGAGGCAGCGAAACAGGCUGCAGUGUAGCCCACUCCGUGCAUGUUCGCACUAUCAAUUGACAUAAUCUAAAAGUGCUUCUUUUUGCCCUGACAGGCUCAGAUUGUUCUUAUAAGUUUCUGACAAUUUUUGAAAAGGAUCACCACAGAGACAGACCUUUUUCUCUAAGAGUAAAAGUCUUUUUGUUUAACCAGAAACAGCCCUGAAAGUGCAGUCGCCAAAUCCACCAGACUCCAUUUAAAAAAAACAUAAUUUUAUUAUUGUUAAACACACUUAAGUGAAAGUCGACGAAAACUAAAUGAAACUCACAAAAGCCAUCUUGGUUCGUCUUUCUGCUUUUCCAACAAUCACCAACUCUGGUUCGGUUGAUAUACA
Epinephelus fuscoguttatus (brown-marbled grouper) is the source of this 3223-nucleotide messenger RNA. Its product is annotated as kelch repeat and BTB domain-containing protein 12-like. Gene Ontology annotation, molecular function: protein binding. The coding region runs from base 811 to 2574 and encodes 587 amino acids. Lineage: Eukaryota; Metazoa; Chordata; Actinopteri; Perciformes; Serranidae. The record is from RefSeq and is a predicted model, not a curated record. The transcript has 11 exons.